Molecule: messenger RNA, 575 nt
Organism: Jaminaea rosea
Lineage: Eukaryota; Fungi; Basidiomycota; Exobasidiomycetes; Microstromatales
Exons: 3
Coding region: 19-405 (128 amino acids)
Source: RefSeq, a predicted model, not a curated record
CCAGUGCGCUGCGCCAGCAUGAUCGUCAGCCCCGCCGCGCUAGUCACCUCUGUCGCUCUGCUCCUCUCAUCUCGCGUUGCUGCCGACGACAAGAUCGAGCUAGGCUUGUGCUAUCCAUCGGCCGACUGCUUCACCGGCCAAACCAUCACUGUCUACGGCAAGAAGAACGACACGCAGACGCCCAUUGGCAGUCUGUCCUACUGCAAGGGCUUUCAAGUUGAUCCGGACGUUGGCAAGCAAGUCUGGGCUUGUCAGGGAGGAUGUGGCGUGCAGUGUAACCGCGCCGAUAAUGGAGUGUGCACCAAGCUCAACCCUGGUUCCAGCGCUGCUGCCCGCUUCACCUGUAUUGUCCAUGUUGGGCCUGGUCCGGCGGCGGUGAGAGGCGCUACAGUGGGAGACGCGUAGACACGCUAGCAUCACCGCGAGACUCGAGCUAGGAUGAUGCGGGGCUUUCGUCCCAGUCCUCAUUCUGGUGAUGGUAAUGCGGUCUCCUCGCUACCAAAAGAGAGCGUGACACGCAAAAAAAUUUCGCCGACAGCAAGCGGGUUCGAACCGCUGAGCGCAGAGCGCAUCAG